CAUUCAAAACUCCUUUGGGAGGUGCAGGGCCGGUGUUUGGAACCAUGUCCAGCCGGAGAUCGGCUGCUGCCUCCGAGUCGGAGGAUCCCGAGGGGAAUAUGAAUGGAGGCGAUUAUGAGUCCACCGACGGGGACGAUCUCAGCCGCAGGCAAAUACGGCAGCGGUACUGGGACCUUAUACGGAACGUACAACAGAACCGUGAGGAAAUGCUGAGCUCCAGGACUGAUAAACUGACAGAAGCCCUGCAGGAGGCCAAUAAAAUCUUUGCAGGAGUGUCCCGUGCCAGAGAAGCGGCACUUGAUGCCCAGUUACUGGUUCUGGCUUCUAGCCUUGGCAAGGAGAAAGCCAGUCAGCUUCAUGCUGAUAUGACUGUGUUUGACCCAACGUCAUUUACAGCAGAUCUGCUCUCGUUCAUGGGCUUAAAUCGUAUGGAAUCCCCAGGACACAAUUCUGCGAAUGAAAGCGACGACGAGGGUUAUGCCGGGGGAUACCUGCCCACUGAUGCUUGGCAGAAACUCGGGUCAGAAGCAGAAAAUUACUUAAAGAGAACGCCAACCUUUCAUUUUAUGUUGGGGUCAUUUAAGACCGAACCUCCAGUUGUCAAACAACGCAUCGAACGUCAGAAGAGGUCUAAUAAAACCGAGGAGAAAGGAGUAAUGCCAGCACAGCUGAAGAAAAUGGAAGAAUCCCACCAAGAAGCCACAGAGAAAGAGGUGGAACGGAUUCUGGGAUACUUGCAGACAUUCUUCAGAGAUGAACCGGAAACCCCUAUUUCUUUUUUUGACUUUGUCAUUGAUCCAAACUCCUUUGCACGAACAGUAGAGAACAUCUUUCACGUCUCAUUUAUUAUAAGGGACGGCUUUGCUAGAAUAAAGCUCGAUCAGGACAAACUGCCGAUCAUAGAACCAAUUGCUCAGGAAAAUGAAGGCAAUAUCGACAAAGAUAAUCAGCCGAGGUAUCAGGGAGUCGUGUCCCUUAGCCACCAAGACUGGAAGGAAAUCGUAGAGACAUUUGAAAUAUCUGAACCGAUGAUCCCCCCACCAGUGUAACCUUAAUAUGUUUGCAAGAAGUUUUUAUAUUUUACUUUUUUUUUUCUAUUUUUUACCUUGGACGUUUGAGCUGAAUGUUUUAUAUGUGUAAAUUCUUGUACAUACCUAGAAAUCCAAUUUAAGCCAUGGCGGCCUUCUCUUAACUGGCAAUUAACAGAGCAUGUGCAGUGAAUCAGCAGAAAAGAAGAUGGGGAGCUACUGGGGCAUCUUUGGAGACACAGAUCUUUACUGCUAAAGGGCUGUGGUUGCCUUGGGCUGGUAUAGAAGCACAAAACAUAAUGUACAACAUUUCUAGCUACUUCUUUAGGUAGGCUUUAGUUCUCCUUUUAAAAUCACACUUACCCAGGGUACUUUCCUGCACUACAGAAGUCUUCAGAAAAAUGCAUCACAUGUGCUAAGUGUGAACUCACGCAGACAGGCCUGGAUGGGAUUGGAUAGGUCCUGGCAUUUCAAGCACACAGAGGUCCAUACAGCCCCACCAGCCCAAUAAAUAUAUGGCAUCUUCUAGCAGCUCCUCUGGCAUUUGCCGGAAUCCAUAAAUUGCCAGUCCGGGCCUGCGUGCAGAGGAUAUCCUGGGACAAGAUUGUGGUGGCCCGCUCUGCAGCAAACUAUACAAGGCUGGUUUUGCUAAAGAUCGGAGAUGAUACAAGAACACAGACACAGGCCCCUGUUUUAUACAUGUCUGUGACCUCAUUAUUUCAAUAUUAUCCGACCCAAGAGCAAGAAAAGUUGCACAGCACUGACCCAGAUCAAGAGCACGUGUCUCCAGUGCUGCUGGAUUUUACCACCGUGGCAUUUUAUAGUAGAUUUAAAUUUCUUUUUAUAUAUUUUUCUUUGGAUAUUUCGCGGAUAUGUCCUUUAAUGUAUCCAUUACUUGUGGCACAACUUUAGUUCUUGACUUCAUAGUCCAUAAAUUAAUGUUUGUGGAUGUCUCUCUGGAAGCAGGAAUGACCAUCUUUAAAUGCGUAAAUAAACACUUUUGAUUAUCAGAUUAAAAACCAGUCGCUUUCCAGUUCACUUUUGCUGCUUAUGUGGGAAGGCGAUGGUCCCAGACUUGUGUAUAAGGGGUUUCAUGUACUUUAUUUGCAUUGGGUCAUUUGUUUUAAAGGGGAGGUUCACCCGUGUUUUAGUAUGUUAUAGAAUUGCUCAUUCUAAGCAACUUUUCAAUUGGCCUUUAUUUUUUAUAAAAUGCACUGUAAGGCUACACAUUUAUAAUUAUUGCUACUUUUUAUUACUCGUCUUUCUAUUCGGGCCUUUACUAUUCAUGUUUCAGUCUCUUAUGCAAAUCAAUGCAUGGUUGCUAGGGUAAUUUGGACCAUAGCAACUAGAUUGCUGAAAUUGCAAACUGGAGAGCUGCUGAAUAAAAAGCUAAAUAACUCAAAAACCACAAAUAAUAAAAAAUGAAAACUAA
Xenopus laevis (African clawed frog) is the source of this 2460-nucleotide messenger RNA. It is a transcript of the gene nsmce4a.L, whose product is annotated as NSE4 homolog A, SMC5-SMC6 complex component L homeolog. NCBI's taxonomy places the organism in Eukaryota, Metazoa, Chordata, Amphibia, Anura, Pipidae. Gene Ontology annotation, biological process: DNA repair; DNA recombination. Gene Ontology annotation, cellular component: Smc5-Smc6 complex; chromosome; chromosome, telomeric region. The record is from RefSeq and is marked provisional.